Prorocentrum cordatum is the source of this 248-nucleotide messenger RNA. The record is from the annotation of a GenBank genome assembly. Lineage: Eukaryota; Dinophyceae; Prorocentrales; Prorocentraceae.
GCGCGUUUCAUCGGCACGUUCCAUCGCCUAGUCCUUCGGUCACUCCGCGAGAAUUACUUCAAAGAGACGAUUGAGCCGAGGUGCGGUCACAUGCUCGAGAAUGUGGAGGGCCUCUGCCACGGCGUCUCCCAGAGCUACAAGAUCACGUGCCCGACGGUCGUUGCAGUCAAGACCUUCCAAGCCAGGUGCAGUGAGGACGGCGGCCACGAGUACAUCGACCCCAGGACCAAGAAGGUAGCGGCCAUCAG